Messenger RNA from Ectocarpus siliculosus, 2519 nucleotides. The record is from the annotation of a GenBank genome assembly. NCBI's taxonomy places the organism in Eukaryota, Phaeophyceae, Ectocarpales, Ectocarpaceae.
AUGAACGACGGGUCCAUGACCCCUAGCUGGCUCGCGUUUCGGCAACAGGCCGACCUCCGCCUGGCCCCUUCCUGCCCGCGGGUGGAAUGGGAGAAGAGGUGCCCGCCCGGGGCCACCAUGCUCCUGGCGGAGAAGAGGAGGGGCGGGUGCCGCGCGGCCGGCUGCGUUGCGGUGGGCGGCGAGCCGAACGACAACAAAGAAGAACAAGACGAAUCAGAGAUCCUGCGGGCGGUCACGGCCCAACAGACCGCCCUCCUUCAGGCCGCGAAGCCCGCCACGCCGAAGACGUUCUACCAGCACGUCGUGGGCCAGCAGCGGGCGUACGGAAAGGACGAGAAGCGCUUCAUGAAGAAGCUGGCAAAGGCGACCAAGAGCUCCCCCUCUGGUAGCGUCGACACUAUCCGUGGGCUGGUGGAGGAGGCCGCCACGAAGGGCUUCCGCUCCGUCGCCAUUGAGGAGGCGGCGAUGGUAGUAGCAAAGCAGGAGCAGCAAGAGAGGGUCCUCGCAUUCUUUAGGAGUCUUCCCGGCGCCGUUGUCGACUACGUCUCGACCACUUCGCUGGAUGCUGCGAGGCGCUCGAACGCCUUGAAGGCGGAAAUUGUCAAGCUGAGGAACACCGUCAAGGACCUCACGAGGACUGUGCACGAGAAGGAGCUCAUCUCCACGGCUCAAGCGAGCGCGCUCACGGCGGAGCAGGCCAAGUCCAAGGCGGACCGCAACGAGGCGGCCGCCGAGGCAAAGUACUUCCGUGACGAGGUGGAGGCGCUCCGAGCCACCGUCGAUUACGUGCUGGAAACGGCCGCCUCCGACCACGAGACGUCCGCGAGGACGGAGGGCGACCUCAUCGCAAAGCUCGACACCGCCGAGGGCAUCGUCGCCGCCCUCACCGACACCGUCGCCGAGCAGCAACUGGCGGCCCAGAAGGAGUCUGAGCGAUCGGACCUCUCCCUCCGCCUGGUCGAGCAAGAAGCGGCCAUGGCUCGAGCAUCCACGCUCGCUAUAGAAGAGGAGCUGUCUGAAGCUGAGCAGCGCGAGAUUGAGCUCCAGUGCCUUCUGGACGUGGGCACGGACACGAGGAAGGAGCUGGAGGAUGAACUGGCCUUGUGCCGGACGAACGUGAACGAGGCUCGCGCAAUCGCUGAGUCCUACGGUGCCGACAUCGAGGACCUGGACUCCCGUGCUCUCGCGGUCGCCCUCGCUCUGGCCGACGACGUCGCCGAGAAGGCGUCCACCGUGGAAAGCCUGGCGCACGUCGCGGAGGGAGCGGUGCUCGGCGCCACGCCCCCGUUCGACAACGACGACCGCUGGGGCUCGCACGCAGGCUAUCCAAUGAUCCGAUCCCACUUGGAGGCCGUGCAGCGACUGGUGUUGACGACUACGUCUACCCUUGUGGAGGAGGUAUCAUGCUGCGAGCACGACAAGGCGGAGGCGGUGAAUCGCGAGGCCAGAACGCAACAGAGGAUGAAGGAGGUCGAGGACGAGCUCACAACCUGCCACAUGAGCGACGCCAGCACUACGCACGCCAGCACCCCCGACGACGCCACCACCGAUCCCAGCAUCAGCGACAGCACCAGCACCAGCGACGCCGCAAGCGACCGUACCGUGACGGGCGUGGACACCGUUGAGAACGACACGGACACGGCCGGCGCGGGCGAAGCGGUGGACAGAAAGGAGGUCAACGAUGACGGCGGCGAGGGGGGUUUCGGCAUUGAAGAGGAUGACGCCUACAGCAGUGGCACCAGCCCGCCUACCCUAGACGGGGUUUGACUUGGUCCUGUUGAUUCGUUGUCCUUGUUUUCGUGUGUUUGUGGUCGUGGCAGCUUGCCCUGGUUUUGGUUCAGAGCUCGUGAAAGUGUGGAGUCUUUCCGUUACAUGCGCGUGCCGGAUCUGUUUGAUCUCUUGACAGUUUGGCUGGCAUGUAGAAUCAAUCCUGCAUGUUGUUGGGUGCAAGGUUUAGACCUUCUCUUGUGUAUCCCGUUUUGGAGACGCAGCCGCCGACUUUGUGUGCCUUUGGUGCUGCUGCCCUUGCGCUGAUCUAUUUUUCAUUGCUUCCCCUCGUGGAACAGCAUUUGUUUCUUCGGUUUUCAAGAACGAGCUUUUUUUUUUUCUUCCGUUCCGUUCAAGCUCGGGGAGUUUAUCUCGCGUGUGAAAAAUUCUUACUCGAACCUGCUGGGUGUGCAGUGGUGCCGAACUAUUUCCGAGAUUGCCGCUAAGUCCCGGUGUUGGUCCGUUUACUUGCUUGGCAUGAUCUUGGCGAUAAAAACUCGGUUAAUUGAACUGGCAUUCCGCAGCUCUGUCAAAUUUUGCUGCCGAUUGCGGGAGGAUCCGCACUGCACUACGUGUGCUGUGCGUGAUCGCCUGCUGAUCGCGGCGAAAAUUAUUUUGACAUUUGAGCGCGUGCGUGGUGUCUUUUUUCCGUGGUUGGUGAUCGACUUGGUUACGUAGCGGGGCGCGAGCUCUUGGGAACAGUUUUGAUUUCGAAACGAGAGGAAUGCGCGGGGCUUAUUUCCGGAGGUGCG